Messenger RNA from Iphiclides podalirius (scarce swallowtail), 681 nucleotides. The record is from the annotation of a GenBank genome assembly. NCBI's taxonomy places the organism in Eukaryota, Metazoa, Arthropoda, Insecta, Lepidoptera, Papilionidae.
AUGAUAGGCGCUGAUAAAAUUCCUGUUUGCUCUUCGAUGACAAAAAUAGAACAACUUCUUGGAUCAUUCACUUUCAUUAUGUCGGAAAAAUCGGACGCCGUGGAACAGGUGGCGCAGGACGUUAAGGACAUCAAGUUGGAGAACGGGACCGCGGCUGGUGCAACCAACGGAACGGCCUCCAAGAGCGAGGAUAACGCCAUACCCUUUAAGGAUGCCUUUAAGUUGUUUUCGAAAUUUGGCGAUCCGAAGUCGGACGGCAAGCUGAUAACUUUGUCCCAAAGCGACAAGUGGAUGAAGCAAGCGAAAGUGAUCGAUGGAAAGAAAAUCACUACCACCGACACGGCCAUACACUUUAAAAAGCUUAAGUCCCUGAAAGUUGGUGUAGAUGACUAUCAAAAGUUUCUGGACGAUUUGGCUAAAAGUAAGAAAGUGGAGCUAGAGGACAUAAAAAGAAAAUUAACGACAUGCGGACAACCCGGAAUUACCACUCACUUACCAAAAUCUCCGGCGGCCGCUGCUGCCGUGGAUAGAUUAACGGACACGAGCAAAUACACGGGCUCACACAAGCAAAGGUUCGACGAGACGGGAAAAGGCAAAGGCAUAGCUGGACGUAAGGAACUCGUGGACUCGUCAGGAUACGUUACCGGGUACCAGCACAAGGAUACCUACGACAAAGCCCAC